AUUAGUUAGCUUAUCAUCUGUAUGUUCGCAAUUCGCUUUUCAUGCGAAUUAUUUAUUUCAAACGCUUGAUAGGCUUAGUCGCGACAACUUCGAAGCAUAAAGUAACUUAGCAUAUCAGUGAAAUGGCCAAUGUUCAGUCUAUUUGGAAAAAGAUGGAUACCAGACGCCGACAGCUGGUGGAGGCGGCCGAGAAGCGACGACAGGAGGAGGCCUCCCGCGGCGUCAAGGACCCUGAGAAGGUGAAGCGCAAGCAGCAGCGGUCCGAGGAGAUGGAGAGGCGAGAGGCUGAACUGGCUAAGGAGGGAGGAUCCAACCUCAAGUGGACGACAGGGUGAGGUCCGGAGCCAGGCGGAAGUAGUCAGAGCAGUCAGCCCGAUCCGCCCGCACCCAUUUCCAAAGAAGAGAAAUACCGAUACAAGAACUAAGGUCCCGCUGUAUGUUACAUUAUCUCUGUGGACUAAAGAUAAGUGUGAUGUUGCUAAUUUAUUUU
Molecule: messenger RNA, 490 nt
Organism: Cydia amplana
Lineage: Eukaryota; Metazoa; Arthropoda; Insecta; Lepidoptera; Tortricidae
Gene: Svip
Product: small VCP/p97-interacting protein
Exons: 3
Coding region: 123-335 (70 amino acids)
Biological process (GO): positive regulation of autophagy; negative regulation of VCP-NPL4-UFD1 AAA ATPase complex assembly; negative regulation of retrograde protein transport, ER to cytosol
Cellular component (GO): endoplasmic reticulum membrane
Source: RefSeq, a predicted model, not a curated record